GACAGCCUAAAUUCCCCAUCGGAAGAGAAAGGAAUAUUCGUACCGCGCCGACGACAAAUAAAUCUUGUUUUUUUUUUUGGUUUUAAUCUCCCUGCCCUGCCCUCUCUCUAUAUUUAUUUUUUACCAAUCUCCUUUUCCGCCCCCAACUUUCUAUUUACCUUGCAAUUGCAAAGCUCUAUUGAUUGUUAGGUUUUUCUAUUACGAGGAAAAAAAAAAAAAAAGAAGAAAAAUCAAUGGGUGCGGAGGGAGAGUCCAGCGCUGGCGUCCCCGGGGAUGCGGGAGUGAAUGUAAAUAUUCGAUGCUCAAACGGCUCUAAAUUUUCGGUGAAAACGAUCCUCGACUCGACGGUGGGUGAAUUUAAAGGUGUCUUGGCUCAGAAUUGCGACGUCCCUGCUGAACACCAGCGUUUGAUCUACAAAGGUCGGAUCUUGAAGGAUGACCAAACACUAGUCAGCUAUGGUUUGCAGGCAGAUCACACUGUUCACAUGGUUCGCGGUUCUGCAUCUGCUGCAACUCCUCCCACUGCUGUUCCUACUAGUGCGAACACCAACGGUACUACUCAUGCUGUUGGCCAUGGUGGCCUAAAUCCAGGGGGGGUUGGGGUGGCUGGUACAGGUGCAUCCUUAUUUCCAGGGCUUAAUUUAGGUGCAUUAGGUGGCACUGAGGCAUCAAGUGUGUUUGGAGCUGGACUUCCUGAGUUUGAGCAGGUGCAACAACAACUAACUCAGAACCCGAACAUGAUGAGAGAGAUAAUGAAUAUGCCUGCUAUUCAGAGUUUAAUGAACAACCCUGAGAUUAUGCGCAGCUUAAUUAUGAGUAACCCACAAAUGCGUGAAAUAAUUGACCGGAACCCUGAACUUGGCCACGUACUCAAUGAUCCCAGCAUCCUUCGGCAAACAUUAGAAGCUGCAAGAAACCCUGAGUUGAUGCGUGAAAUGAUGCGAAACACUGACAGGGCAAUGAGUAAUAUUGAAUCUUCUCCUGAGGGAUUCAACAUGCUCAGGCGCAUGUAUGAAAAUGUCCAAGAACCCUUCUUGAAUGCCACAACUGCAGCCGGGGGUACAGCAACUGAUACUGGAUCAAACCCAUUUGCAGCUCUCUUAGGGACUCAGGGGGGUGUCCAGACGAGAGAUGGAUCCAAUGUAACUACUGGACCCGGGACUGGGACUACUGUUCCAAAUGCGAAUCCACUUCCAAAUCCAUGGAGUAAUAAUACCGGAGGAUCUCAAACAAAUGAUGCUACAAGAAGUAAUCCAACUGGUGAUGCAAGACUACCUCCAAUUGCUGGAUUGGGUGGACUCACCCUUCCUGAAUUGGAAAGUACGGUAGGCACAACAGAUUUAUCUGGUUUCAGUCAGUUAAUGCAAAAUCCUGCAAUGGCACAAAUGAUGCAGAGCUUGCUUUCCAACCCUCAAUACAUGGAUCAAAUCAUGGGCCUCAAUCCUCAACUCCGCAGCAUGCUUGAUGUGAACCCUCAAUUAAGAGAAAUGAUGCAAAACCCAGAAAUUCUUCGACAGUUAACCUCGCCUCAGACUAUGCAGCAAAUGAUGGCUCUGCAGCAACAAAUUACUCAACUUACUCGGCAGCAGCCAACAGCGGAAGGAGCUCAGACGGGUCAAGGUAGAGAUGCAGGAGCACAAAACAACAUGGGAUUGGACAUGCUGAUUAACAUGUUUGGUGGACUUGGAGGUGGAAGUUUCAAUGUUCAAAACACUCCUAAUGUACCUCCGGAAGAACUAUAUGCAAACCAGUUAUCACAGCUACAAGAGAUGGGCUUUUUUGACACACAAGAAAAUAUCAGAGCACUCCUUGCUACUUCUGGAAAUGUUCAUGCUGCUGUUGAACGUCUUUUGGGGAACCCUGGUCAAUAGUUUCACAAUCGCAACUGUUCUAUACAACAUGCCUUUUUUCGUUUUCUUUUUUGGAACAUAGUAGUACUAGUCAAGUUUCUAUACAGGCAUUAUUAUUACAUGAGACAAGUACAUGCAACAGAGGCGUGAGAAUAAAUAUUGCACCCCCCACUUUUAUUUUCUGUAAACAAACUUGCUAUGUGAUAUGUUUCUUCAUUAUAGCAAUUUUAGACAUUGAUUUGUGCCUGUGUGUAUAUACAUAUAUCUUAUUUAUACAUGUGUAUUUUCGUGAUGUAUUUAAUUUCUAUCCACAUUUUUUUU
Messenger RNA from Erythranthe guttata (spotted monkey flower), 2171 nucleotides. RefSeq names its product ubiquitin domain-containing protein DSK2b. Lineage: Eukaryota; Viridiplantae; Streptophyta; Magnoliopsida; Lamiales; Phrymaceae. Gene Ontology annotation, molecular function: polyubiquitin modification-dependent protein binding. Gene Ontology annotation, biological process: ubiquitin-dependent protein catabolic process. The record is from RefSeq and is a predicted model, not a curated record. Gene Ontology annotation, cellular component: cytosol.